This is a messenger RNA of Drosophila sulfurigaster albostrigata, 2563 nucleotides long. It is a transcript of the gene hry, whose product is annotated as protein hairy. Lineage: Eukaryota; Metazoa; Arthropoda; Insecta; Diptera; Drosophilidae. Gene Ontology annotation, molecular function: protein dimerization activity; DNA-binding transcription factor activity, RNA polymerase II-specific; RNA polymerase II cis-regulatory region sequence-specific DNA binding. The record is from RefSeq and is a predicted model, not a curated record. The coding region runs from base 498 to 1577 and encodes 359 amino acids. The transcript has 3 exons. Gene Ontology annotation, biological process: anterior/posterior pattern specification; regulation of neurogenesis; regulation of transcription by RNA polymerase II. Gene Ontology annotation, cellular component: nucleus.
CCAGCGAUAAGGUGGUCGCCCAGCACACACAAAUACCAGCAACACACACACACACUUACAACUUAACGAACGAUCGUCAUCGUCGCUCACUUCGUUCGUAAAAUUUCGUUCGGCUCGCUCGCAUUCGUGAAACGUUUAAUCGCAGCGCAUUCAGAACCUGACAGCCAUUCGCUUGCCGUAACUUGUAGCGUGCGGUUGGUUUCUCUCCCUCGAGCGGAAGAAAAGAAAAAUAUAUAUUUGAAAAGAACUCAACAAGCAAAAUAUCUUGCACGAAAUUUACGUAGUUUCGUCGCGUAAAAGUGAACUAAAGUGAUCAUCAACAACACAAACUGAAAUAACAACAAUUUGUUAUAAACAAGCAGAGCAAAAAGAAAACUUCAAACAACAAAAGUGCGCAGCAAAUUUUGUACAUUUGCUGCCAAGUGACAAAAAGAGCAACAGAAAAAGCUAUCAAACUGUGUCUAAAACUGCAUAAACAGUAUAUAGCCGAUAUCGAAAUGGUUACCGGCGUCACAGUCAACAUGAACGCCAACGUUAUGGGCGCCGCCGCGGUGCCCGCUCAAAUCAAGGAGACACCGCUGAAAAGUGAUCGUCGGUCGAACAAACCCAUAAUGGAAAAACGUCGCCGAGCACGCAUCAACAAUUGCCUCAAUGAACUCAAAACACUGAUCUUGGAUGCUACCAAAAAAGACCCAGCGCGUCAUUCCAAGCUGGAAAAAGCCGAUAUCCUGGAGAAGACAGUCAAGCAUCUGCAGGAGCUGCAACGUCAGCAGGCUGCCAUGCAACAGGCCGCCGAUCCCAAGAUCAUCAACAAGUUCAAGGCCGGCUUUGCCGACUGCGCCAACGAAGUGAGCCGCUUCCCCGGCUUGGAGCCCGCCCAGCGUCGUCGUCUGCUGCAGCAUCUGAGCAACUGCAUCAAUGGCGUCAAGACUGAACUGCAUCAUCAGCAGCGCCAGCAGGCCGUUGCCCAGGCACAAUCCCUACACUCUCAGGUCGUGCUGCCCUCGCCACCCAGCUCACCCGAACAGGAGCCACUCACAGCGACGGCGACGGCAACAGUUGCUGGCAGCGCAGCAACAGCCACUCCCUAUCUCUUUGGCCAGAUCCAACAGAAUGCCAACGGCUAUUUUCUGCCCAAUGGCAUGCAGGUGAUACCCACAAAGUUGCCCAACGGCAGCAUUGCCUUGGUGCUGCCCCAGAGCUUGCCCCAGCAGCAGCAGCAACAGUUGCUGCAACAGCAACAGCAAUUGGCUGCCGCUGCUGCUGCAGCCGCUGCCGCCGCCGCGGCCGCUCAGCAAUCACCGAUGCUGGUGUCGAUGCCACAGCGCACGGCGAGCACAGGAUCAGCGAGUUCGCACUCCUCGGCGGGUUACGAGUCGGCGCCCUGCAGCAGCAGCAGCAGUGGCAGCUAUGCCCCGCCCUCGCCCGCCAAUUCCGCCUACGAGCCGAUGGACGUGAAGCCCUCGGUCAUCCAGCGUGUGCCCGGGCAUCAUCAUCUGCACCAGGAGCAGCAGCCGCUGUCGCUGGUCAUCAAGAAGCAGAUCAAGGAGGAGGAGCAGCCCUGGCGGCCCUGGUAAAUCGGCUGUUUUGCUAAGCCAGGCGCAGGCGCUUCGAAUCUCCCUCCUUCCCACACUCACACACACACACCCGCUUUAAAGACUGAUGGGCGUCGCACACACACACGUACACACCCUCCGCACACACCACACACACACACACUCUCUCACUCACACAUCUGCGCAGGCGUUGAGAGCAUGCGCAAAAUACAUUUCACCACAUUUCGCCAGGAUAACGCAAAUGUUGCUUCGAAGUGUUCCGAGCAUGCGAAACUCCUUUUUUUUUCCACCCAACUCAAUUCGCGGCGCAACUUUCCACUGGAAAAUGCGCAACGAGCUGGUUGGAGGAUUCAUCAACACACUCACACACACACACGCAAACACAACACAUUUUGUUAUAAAUUAUUUAUUAUUAUUAUUACAUUAGUUUUUGAUUGUGAAUUCAUUUCUCAAAUGGUAUUCUGCAUAUCACCAAAACUACCUCACUCCAAGUAGUACUUGGUGUUGAAUUUGCCUCAUGAAUCAUGUAUUAGAAUUUUCACGCUCCGUUUGGAAAGCAACAACAACAACAACAACAGCAUCCAAACAAUGCAAAAAGCAAUGAAAUCUUCAAUGUCUUCCACCACAAAGCGCGUAAAACGUUUUGUUUUUGUUUCAACAAGAGAUGAAGAAAAACAUAAUGAAGUCAGACACAAAAACUUAACCAUAAUACCAUAAUUAUUAUGCCUUAUAUCUCUCCAUUUAAAUAUAGUUUUCAUAUAGUCUAUACACAUACAUAUAUAAAAAUUCACAAACAUAUAUAUUUAGUUGUCUUUAAGGUUUUCUCUUGUUUCUAAGUUUAAGAAAGUAUAUAUAUAUAUACGUAUAUUUUGUAAGACAACGUGAUAUAGUAAACAUAAUGAGCGUCUAAGAGAAUGAAGAAGAAAAGAAAAAAACAAAACAAGAAUUUGAAAACAACAAAAGCAAAAAAACAAACAAAAAAUUGUUGAACAAAAAAUCAACAAUCA